Molecule: messenger RNA, 1413 nt
Organism: Liolophura sinensis
Lineage: Eukaryota; Metazoa; Mollusca; Polyplacophora; Chitonida; Chitonidae
Product: retinol dehydrogenase 12-like
Exons: 8
Coding region: 28-1014 (328 amino acids)
Source: RefSeq, a predicted model, not a curated record
CGUACCGUACUGGAUUACAGUCUAAACAUGGGCUCCACUCUGUCAUUUCCUAUCGUUCAAUUGCCUGAAGAUCGGAUUUUUUUAAUUACUGGAGGCAAUACAGGAAUUGGUUAUGAAACUGCAAAACAAAUAGCCACGAUGGGAGGUCACGUGAUUAUCGCGUGUCGAAAUGAGGUCAAGGCCAAAGCGGCCGUGGAAAAGAUGCAGCAGGAGUUCCAAGGUGCCAGGAAAGACGGCAAACUCAGCGACAUUACAAGAGAAAAACUGAAUGUUCAGUACAUGAUUGUGGAUUUAGCAUCUUUAAAAUCCACAAUGGCUUUCAUCGAGAACUUCAUCGCUUCUGGAAAUCCGCUACACGUGCUAAUCUGCAACGCGGGAAUUGGAUUCGCUCCGAGAAGUUAUACCGAAGACGGUUACGAAUCCAUGUUCCAGGUGAACUAUCUGAGUCAGUUUCUCAUCAUGGCUCACCUGUUACCGGUCAUGAAGAGGUCAGGUGACGACUGUCGGAUUAUCCUCGUCUCUAGCAUUGCUCACAAGUUCGCAAGCUUUUGCAUGAGCACGAUACAAGGCAAGGAGGUGAGCAAUUUCAACAGAAUGAAGUACUACGGCAACUCCAAGAUGUACCAGAUUAUGCAGAUGUAUUCCAUGGUUCGUCGUCUGCAAGGCAGUAACAUCACAGUGACGGCACUACAUCCGGGCAUCGUUGACUCAGAGCUUUCCAGAAAUUUCCAAGAUCGAUUUUAUUACAAGCACAUUUACACAGUUGGCAGAUUAUUUGGUGUAGUCCGGAAUCUGUACCAAGGUUCAGCAACCUCACUGACCUGUGCAGUAAACCCGGAACUAAGAGGUACUACAGGUGUUUAUUUUGUAGACGCCAAACCCGCCACAUCGUCUCGGGAAUCCAGAAAUACAGAAUACCAAGAGCAAUUGUGGAAAUACACGCUUGACUGUUUGAAGGAUUACCUUACUGAUGACGCCAUAAUGGGACUUAAGGAAGUGACGUCAGAGAGGUGAAACACGUAAAGAGGUUUUGAAGGGACCAAGUGGUUUGUGACAAGCGGCUUAGGACAAGUGGUUUAUGACAAGUUCUUUGUGACAAGCGGUUUGUGACAAGUGGUUUGUGAGACACACGAGAAUGUAAGAAUAUUUUGGCAACAAAUGCAAAGUGGUGGAAAUUCUCGUGGACACUUCUUGAGCGACUCGUAACCAUAGUGAUAGAACAUGCUCACGCGCUACUGCAUCUCUGCAGUACAGUUUUCAAACCAAAGACAGCACAGCGAACAUACAAUAAUGCUCAGUCAAUGUUGAUGAUUCCGUGUUAUAAAUAUUUAUGAUGUGACGUCGUUUUUGAACGAAACAGCAAGUGUACUUUCUUUCCGACGAGAUUUGUUCUUCAAUCAAAUCAAUUUUCCG